AAUAUUCACCAUCUUUACCAUCGUUCGAAUUUUCGGCGUGAAGCGUUCAGUGAUUUCGCUGCUAAUUAUUAGAGUUCAACGAUCGAAUGUCGACUAUGCUGUGUGAUAGCUCACAAGUGGACGCUGAGGACAUGGAUGUUCAAGAAGCAAGUGCUUUUAGGUUCAGCGAAGAGCCUUCUUUGGAGAAAAUGUAAGCUAACUCUGCCACUUUACGUUACGUAUGUUAUGCCUUCGCUUUCUACUAAUGAUAACCUUCUCCCCUUCGAUUUUUUUCACAUGAAUGCAGGCUGAUACGAAUAUAUCUAUUAUUUCAGGUUUCAAUUUUAGUUUCCCUCUUUACUUUCAGUCGACAGAUGCAGUCGCAGUUUGCUAAAGAAAGAGACUGGGACCAAUUUCACCAGCCCAGAAACCUUGUGCUUGCAAUGGUAUGAGAACUUGCUAAUUAACCCUUUAACACCCAGAUCAAAUUUGUAAUUCUCCUUACUUUCAACAAUACAGUUCUUAUUUUUCAGUUCAGAGAAUUUAGUAUUUGAUCAACUAAUUAUCCUCAAAUUGAUAUAUUUCUUUAUUCUCACUACUUGUUUGCUUGAUAUUGUAUUGAUACUGUAAGGAGAAAUUCUGUCUUGGUCACUCAUGGGAGUUAAAGGGUUAAUUACUGAUUAACGUGUCUUGGGAGUUGAACUAAUUGACUUACACUCAACUUAAUACACUUUUUUUGUGCUUUAGUUUCUGAGAAAACCAGAUCUUUUCUUUCUCUUGCAAACUGAGGAUCACCAAGGUCACUGUUGUGUAAAAAUUCAGCUACUUAACAUGUAAAGGGAGGAUUUACCAAAUUUGAAUUAUUUCUUUUGUACAUGCUCUCCAUGACAUUGUUUGGUUCUCGUAUUCAAAACAGUGUGGAAAGGAUGACACAAUCAAAUUUAAGUUUAGGUGCUACCCAAGGGUAGGCUCCCCACUUAUAUAUAAAAUUAUUGCCUAUAUCUAUGCAGCUGAUAUAUUCUAAAUUCAUUACCCUCUCCCUCCCCCCAGGUUGUCUUCCCCUUCCCAUGUGUUCUCUAAGUGCAACUCUUUCCUAAAUUGGAGAAAUAUACAUUUCUAUUGUUUUAAUUUAUCAUGAAGUCUAGUUACAGAUCUUCUAUAGUUAUAUAAUUAUUUAGCUGUUUAAAAUGUUCAUGCAAAGCCCCUAUUUUGUUCAAGUUUUUAUCCCUGCUUUUGUUGUAGGUUGGGGAAGUUGGAGAAGUAGCAGAAUUAUUGUAAGUGAAAUAUUACUGAUUCAAAGUUUGUUGUCCUGUUGUACCACAAACAUUAAGAUAGGUUCAAUUGAACAAGUACCUACUGGUAGGCUUAAUUAUUUGUCAUUUCUUCUAUCCUUUUUCAUAUUUAUAGCCAAUGGAAAGGUGAAGUAAAGGAAGGACUCCCAGGUGAGUGUAAGAAGUGUCCUUACUUUCUUUCCAUGAACAUCUCCACACUAAAAUAUCUGAAAGAAACAAAGCAAUAUUCCUUUCUCUUGUAUUAAGUUAUAAUAGCCAAGUCCUUGUUGGCGAGAGAGGCAUGGGGGGAGUAAAAGCACAACACAAUAACCUGGCAAGGUCUUGACCUUGGCCCUCUCACACUGGAAUCAAGUAUAACAAUUGUUAGAUAGGCUAACAUAUCUCUUUAUAAGGAAUAUGGCCUAUUUGUUGGUUCACUUAAAUACAAGAUGGAGAGGUCAGAACAAGAGCACAGGGCUACUCAUUAUGUUGAGUUUUUGGGCAAAACACUCAACUCUUGUAGCACCUCUAAGAGUAGAAGUGAACAAUGACCCCAGCAAAUGAUCAUAGAAACAUAAUGGAAAGUGGGGAAUGACCUGUAAAUGGACUAGCAUCAGAAUAAUCCAUUUAUUGUAUGAGUAGUUCUUGUUUUAAAAUCAGGUAGUAAUCAAAACUUAGAGAAAGCAAAAACUCACAACUGUUCAUCCUAAUGGGUGGAUUUUGAUCAACAUCUCAGUAAAUUGUUUGUGAUUGCUUUUUCAGAUUGGUCUCUGAAAGAUAAGCAUCAUCUUGCCCAAGAACUCAGUGAUGUACUUAUUUACCUGGUCAGACUUGCAGAAAAAUGCCAUGUUGAUCUUCCCAAGGAGGUGGUGGCUAAAAUAGCAUUGAAUUCCAAGAAAUAUCCUGCAGAUCUGGUGAAGGGAUCAAGCAAAAAGUAUACAGAAUACAAGGAAAUGAAUUCAUCUAAUAACUGAAAGAUUGUUUCCCUGCUCAGGAUAAUUUUUUUUUUUCAUAAAUUGAGAGUGUGGGUCACUCUGCACAGGAGACAGUGCUAAAAUUAUACUUGCUUAAAAUUCUUUCAAUCUAUAAUUUUAGACACAGCUUUUACAAUGAAGUUGAAUUAACUUGUUUCAAUGGUUUUUGUUGCAACAAUCAGAGAGUUCAGAUGGUUGAACUCUGAUCUACUAAUAGGGAAAGUUUGAUCACAAGUAAGGCUGUCUCCUUGAAAGAGUUCUUCACUUUGAAAGUAAGUUAUGUAUUCAAGAAACUAUUAACAACUGGAAUACUACUAGUACAUUACAUGACUUUUGUGACAAUGAUAUUGUACCACUCAUAAAGGCAUGGAGAAGUCUAAUUGAUAAAAUUGUAGGAGAUCUGCAAGUUGAAACUCAUUCUCCUCAUGGAUAUGAUUGAUAUAAAUUUGUAAAUAUAAUUUUAUAAAUAGCCUAUUUAUUCUUUUUGCUUGGGCUAGACCAGGUCAUUCAUGUUUGAAGUUAAUGUUUUAUUUCUUUAUAGAUAGCAAAAUCAUGUUGAUUUAUCUUAGCCAGCUUUUUACAACACAGAGCUUAGGCAAUAUUUACUGUUGAUGAACACUGAUAUCACUGUUGUUUUGUUUGCAUCAGGGGAUGUUUUUAAAUUAUCUGGUUUUUUUUUUUAAUUUUGCAUUUGAUGUUCUAUUUCACCUUGUGUAAUUUUUUUGUUAACUUUUACUAGCUUUUGCAAAUGCCUUGUUACUGAUUCUUACAAUUUAAUGCAAUUGCUACUUUUCAGUCAUGUAGUUAACAGGAUAGUUUAAUUUAAAAUUACAUUUCAGUGAAAAUGAACUUUGCAUUCCUUCUUUUCCCAAUUCUUGUUUUAAUUCAGUUCCAAACCUUUGCUUAGUAUAAAUAGGGGUGAAGUGGUAAUGAGGGAAUGAAAUGUACAUUAAUUUAUCAUCAGCAAAUUUUUAAUGCUACAUUUUAACUAUUGUUU
This is a messenger RNA of Pocillopora meandrina, 3221 nucleotides long. The record is from the annotation of a GenBank genome assembly. NCBI's taxonomy places the organism in Eukaryota, Metazoa, Cnidaria, Anthozoa, Scleractinia, Pocilloporidae.